Sciurus carolinensis (gray squirrel) is the source of this 948-nucleotide messenger RNA. Its product is annotated as olfactory receptor 2W3-like. The record is from RefSeq and is a predicted model, not a curated record. The transcript has a single exon. Bases 1 to 948 code for a protein of 315 amino acids. Gene Ontology annotation, biological process: G protein-coupled receptor signaling pathway. Lineage: Eukaryota; Metazoa; Chordata; Mammalia; Rodentia; Sciuridae. Gene Ontology annotation, cellular component: membrane. Gene Ontology annotation, molecular function: G protein-coupled receptor activity; olfactory receptor activity.
AUGGAUGGGACCAACAGCAGCAGCCAGGGCCGCUUCGUCCUCCUGGGUUUCUCUGACCGCCCCCACCUGGAGAGGGUCCUCUUUGUGGUCAUCCUGGUGGCCUACGUGCUGACCCUGGUGGGCAACAGCACCAUCAUCCUGGUGUGUCGGCUGGACCCCCGGCUCCGCACGCCCAUGUACUUCUUCCUCGGCCACCUGUCCUUCCUGGACCUCGGCUUCACCUCCAGCUCCAUCCCCCAGCUGCUCUACAACCUGAGUGGCCGCGACAAGACCAUCAGCUCCGCGGGCUGCGGGGUGCAGCUCUUCCUGUUCCUGGGCCUGGGCGGGGUGGAGUGCCUGCUGCUGGCCGCCAUGGCCUACGACAGGUUCGUGGCCGUCUGCAAGCCCCUGCACUACACGGUGAUCAUGAGUCCCAGGCUCUGCCUGGGCUUGGUGUCGGCGGUCUGGGGCUGCGGGGUGGCCAACUCCCUGGUCAUGUCCCCACUGACCCUGCGAUUACCCCGCUGUGGGCACAACAAGGUGGACCACUUCCUGUGUGAGAUGCCGGCCCUGAUCCGCAUGGCCUGCGUCAGCACGGCUGCUGUGGAGGGCAUUGCCUUCAUCCUGGCCUUGGGCAUCGUGCUGUGCCCCAUGGUCUUCAUCCUGGGCUCCUACGGCCACAUCGUCAGGGCUGUGUGCAGAAUCCAGUCGUCCUCAGGAAGGCACAGAGUCUUCAACACCUGUGGCUCCCACCUCACCGUGGUCUCGCUCUUCUACGGGAACAUCAUCUACAUGUACAUGCAGCCCGGAAAGCACUCCUCCCAGGACCAGGGCAAGUUCCUCACGCUCUUCUACAACAUGGUCACCCCGCUGCUCAACCCCCUGAUCUACACCCUCAGGAACAAGGAGGUGAAGGGGGCGCUCGGGAGGCUGCUGCUGGGAAAUGUAAGUUUAAGGAGGAUUUUAUGA